UGACUCCACGGGCAGGCAAGGAGCAGCACUCAGCAGCAGCGAGGUGAAUGCGCCGGGUCAAGCAGUCCGGUGCAGGGAGAGUCGAUCACAAAAAUUCAAGCGUCUAAUUAAUACAAGGCGAGCUGAGGCGGCCCGGAGCGAUGGACGCGCGUAAGCUCACGGAGCUGCUGCGGGCGACGAUCGACCCCGCACAGCAGAAGGAGGCGGAGGGGCAGCUCACCCAGAUUCACAAAAUUAUUGGUUUUGCACCAACGCUCUUACAAGUAGUAAUGUCAAAUGAAGUUGAUAUGCCUGUCAGACAAGCUGGUGUAAUUUAUUUAAAAAAUUUAAUUACUUCAAAUUGGGCGGAUAAAGAAGCUGACAGCGGUCCCAUAGAAUUUAGUAUUCAUGAGCAGGAUCGUGCAAUGAUACGCGAUGCUAUAGUAGAUGCAGUGGUACAUGCCCCAGACUUAAUUAGAAUACAAUUAGCGAUAUGCAUCAGUAAUAUAGUUAAAUACGACUUUCCUGGAAGAUGGACACAAAUAGUGGACAAAAUUACGAUAUACCUGCAAAAUCCAGACGCUUCAUGUUGGCCUGGUGUUCUCCUUGCGCUGCAUCAGCUUGUUAAAAAUUUUGAGUACAAGAAAGCAGAAGAGAGGGGUCCAUUAAAUGAAGCAAUGAACUUGUUAUUCCCUAUGAUCUAUCAAUUGAUAUUACGCUUACUGCCAGAUGCAUCUGAGCAGUCUGUUUUACUCCAGAAACAGAUAUUGAAAAUUUUCUUUGCACUUACACAGUAUACACUUCCCCUUGACCUUAUUUCGAGAGAAGUGUUCUCACAAUGGAUGGAUGUGGUAAGACAAAUAGCUGAUAGACCAGUUCCGCCAGAAACUAAUAAUCCAGAUCUUGAUGAUGACGAACGUGCAGAACUGCCUUGGUGGAAAUGUAAAAAAUGGGCGUUACAUAUUUUACAUAGAAUGUUUGAGAGAUACGGUAGUCCAGGAAAUGUAACCAAAGAAUAUAAAGAAUUUGCCGAAUGGUAUUUGCAAACCUUUAGUGCCGGUAUUCUCGAAGUUCUUUUAAAGAUCUUGGAUCAAUAUCGUAGGAAAAUUUAUAUUUCUCCUAGAGUAAUACAGCAAUCAAUCAAUUAUAUUAAUCAAGGUGUGAGCCAUGCAUUUUCUUGGAAAUUUUUGAAGCCUCACAUGUUUGAAAUUAUACGCGACGUUUUAUUCCCCAUUCUCUCGUAUUCUGCUGCUGAUGAAGAACUGUGGAAUACCGAUCCAUACGAAUACAUCAGAGUAAAAUUUGAUAUUUUCGAAGAUUUUGUAUCGCCAGUGACAGCGGCACAAACUUUAUUGCAUUCAGCAUGUAGAAAACGAAAAGAUAUGUUACAAAAAACGAUGCAGUUUUGUGUGGAGGUAUUAACUAGUCCAAAUGCAGAUCCAAGACAAAAAGAUGGUGCAUUACACAUGAUUGGAAGUUUAGCCGAUGUUUUGUUGAAGAAGAAGGUUUACAAAGAACAAAUGGACAAAAUGUUAAUGCAAUAUGUAUUUCCCGAAUUCAGUAGUCCUCAUGGACAUAUGAGAGCGAGAGCUUGUUGGGUAAUGCAUUAUUUCUCGGAAAUUAAAUUUAAAUCAGAACAAAUUUUAGUCGAGGCAGUUAGAUUAAUUACAAACGCUCUCCUGACGGAUCAAGAUUUGCCUGUUAAAGUCGAGGCGGCCAUAGCACUUCAGAUGAUGCUUUCAGCACAACCAAAGGCUCAAAAGUACAUCGAACCAUUAAUUAAACAAAUAACGCUCGAGUUGCUGACCAUCAUAAGGCAAACUGAAAACGAUGAUCUGACGAGUGUUAUGCAAAAAAUCGUUUGUACAUAUACUGAGCAACUGGUCCCAAUUGCUGUGGAAGUUUGUCAGCAUUUGGCUGCUACAUUUAGCCAAGUACUUGAAACAGAUGAAGGUAGCGACGAGAAGGCAAUAACAGCAAUGGGUCUGUUGAACACGAUAGAAACUCUAUUAACAGUAAUGGAUGAACAGCCUCAAAUCAUGUUGCAACUUGAACCAAUUGUUCUUCAAGUAGUUGCUCAUAUCUUUGGACAUAGUGUGAUGGAAUUUUAUGAAGAAGCAUUGUCGUUAGUUUAUGAUCUAACGGGUAAAGGUGUGUCUGAGGAUAUGUGGAAAGUUCUAGAACUCAUAUAUCAACUGUUCCAAAAAGAUGGUUUUGACUAUUUUACUGAUAUGAUGCCUGCACUACAUAAUUACAUCACCGUCGAUACUCCGGCAUUUUUGUCGAACGAAAAUCACAUUCUUGCUAUGUUCAACAUGUGCAAAACUGUCUUAACUGGUGAGGGUGGUGAGGAUCCAGAGUGUCAUGCUGCCAAGUUAUUAGAAGUUAUAAUUUUGCAAUGCAAAGGACAUAUAGAUCAGUGUAUACCAUCGCUUGUGCAAUUAGUUCUCGAACGCCUAAUGCGCGAAGUUAAAACUUCGGAGUUGCGAACUAUGUGUCUUCAAGUAGUCAUUGCAGCUUUAUAUUAUAACCCCGCACUCUGUCUGGAAACGAUGGACAGAUUACAAGGAAACUUUGAUCAGUCCACGGAGCCACUCGCAUCACGUUUCAUCAAACAGUGGAUUAAUGACACUGAUUGUUUUUUGGGCUUGCACGAUCGUAAAUUAUGCGUUCUCGGACUAUGUACAUUAAUUAGCAUGGGCCCUGCGAGACCGCCUGCUGUUAAUGAAUGUGCAACGCAGAUUAUUCCAUCCUUAAUCUUACUCUUCGAGGGUUUGAAGAGAGCGUAUGCCGCUAAAGUCACGGAUACGGAUGAUGACGAGAACGAUGAUGAGGAGAGUGAUAUUGACGAAGUUUUAUCAUCGGAUGAGGACGAUAUAGACGAUGCUAAUCAAGAAUACCUCGAGAAAUUACAGGAUAAGAUAACACGAACGUCCGGUCAACAUGGCUUUACGAUCAACGCGACUAUACAAGACGGUCACGGUGAUCAUAAAUCAGAUGAUGAUGACGACGAUUCAGAAUACGACGGUAACGAAGAGACUGCUCUUGAAAGCUAUACUACACCCUUAGAUUCAGAUGAUUCCAAUCAGGAUGAAUAUGUUGUUUUCAAGGAAGUUAUACAAAAUAUCGAAAGAACCGAUGUGGCCUGGUACAGAGCCUUAACGAGUCUUCUUAGCCCCGAACAAGAGAAAGCUCUGCAAGAGAUUAUUCUUUUGGCAGAUCAGCGCAAAGCAGCUUUAGAGAGUAAAAGGAUUGAGCAGAGCGGAGGAUAUGUCUUUCACUCACAGACUGUGCCCACCUCGUUUAACUUCGGUGGAACACCUUUAAGUCGAUAAAGACUUGUAAUCAUUUUCAAUUUUAGAUUAACUAAGUAAGUAAACAAAUUAUACAGAAUCUGGAUUGGACAUUUGUAGCACAUGAUCAUUAUUACGACCUUUUCGGAAAUAUGCAUUUCCUAUUUUUAUGUAAACUAAUUGUACAUUACUAAGGCAAUUCAACAAAGUCUUGCUUUAAUAACGAAAAAUUUAUCUUCAUAAGAUUAUUAAUCUUGUGUAUACUGUUUUAUCAAGACAACAGAGAUUUGCUUCUUAGGAAUCAUGUGAAAAUGUAUAUUUUCUUUUACAUACUUAUUAUAAAUAAUAAUCCAAUUUUUGAUUUAAGUAAGAUUUCUGCAUCUAGCAAGCUAUAACACAUUUUCUUGACAGUUGAAAUUAUUUUGAAUUGUACUAUUGAGAUAUUUGACUUUCAGAGUAGUUUUGGUUAAGAAAAUUCUAGCAUAGCUUGCUAGAUAUUAUUCUCUUAUAAAAUGUAUAUUUAAUCUCGCUUUGCUUCAACUAAAAUUAUUUUAGCAAAAAAAUCACUUAAAUCUAAAAAUAUAUUAUACACACAUUAUGUUAAAUUAUUGGUAUAUCAAAAGAAAUAUAUGAAAAUUUUUUGAGUCUGUGUAUAAAUUAUGUUAUUUGACAUUAUUUACAAUUAGUUCAGUAAAACAUUAUGUUGUACGCUCUCCAGAUCUAUUUGCGAAUUGCUGUUCUGCUAAAAAAGAAAAAUGUAACUUAUUAAAACUACUAGACAUAAUUCUUACAAAAUAUGUGGAUUGAUUGCCUAUCGGAGAAUAUUUAGGUAAGAGUAAUUUAGAUUUUUAAAUAAACACUAUUUUUUUUCCAAGUUUGUUGAAAUGUAUAUUGUAUUAUAUAUGGCCAAACAUUUUUUUCUGCAGUUACCGAUCACUUUACAUAAAUCCCAGCACAGCUUGCUUUAUUUUGAAAAAGAUAAGUUCUGCCAUAUUUUAUGCUCUGUCCAAACUGUACCCUGAAAGAUGGAGCUACACCGAUUUAAUAAAGCACCUUCAAUAGCUUCCAUAAUUGUAACAAAGUCUUUAUAAUCUUAGGUCUUGUUGAUUAAUAUCCAUACUGUAUUAUAAAAGGCAUUAACAGAAAUAUGACAAAUCUAAGCAGAGCUCUUUCUUUCAUGAGGUAUUGUAUAAUUACGUAGGACGAACUCGCGGAGCAGAAAUAAACUAUAAAUAUCAGAGCCCAAAAUGAUAAAGGCGUACAAAGAAGAGGUGUUCUGUGCUGUGGUUAGUGAAAUGAUUACUGCACAAGAGAGUGCUUUUUAUAUCGAAAUGCAAAAUGACGUAUUGUCAAUUACGUGUCGCUUCAGAGUAUAAGUUAUGAUCUUAUAUUUAAGAGUCCAAAAGUUCGUACUAAAAUAUUAUUUGAUGAAACUUUAUCAACAUUUUGUUGAUAUGCUUUAUAUACUCGACUAAACUUUAUUCUGUUUAUCGAAUACGAGACUUAUCUAUUUUUCAUAUAAAGCUGCAAGAAAUUGCUGUGCAAUAAUUUUAAUAUCAUGUUUACAAAUUGAAAAUUUUCCUAAUAAAAAUUUCUGUAGACAGGGUGCUUGCAAAAAUACAGCGGCUAACAUAGAAGAGAAUAAAUAUGUAAUACGUUUUAUUAAUUAUUAAUUGAAUUAAAAAUCAAAGGGAAAUUAUUUAAAACUUAUAAAUCCAAUGUUUACAAACUUGAAAUUUGAACUUUGAUUUUUUACAAAGAAUUUGAUAUAGGUUAUUUCAUAAAAAUGACCAGAAAUAUAAAAAAGAAAAAGUUUCAUGACUUUUUAAUAUGCAUAGAGUAUAUUAAGAAGUCUGUAUACAUUUUUUAUUUGUUUAUAAUAAAUAUUAGUUUUAAAGUAUGAAUAAUGACAAAACGAUAUCAAUAACAUAAGUCAAGGAUAUAGCUAUGUAUGUGUGUUGCUCAAUAUAUUUUUAAAGUAUCUGUAUGUGUGUAUAUAUAUAUAUAUAUAUAUAUAUACACAAUGCGCACGUAUCUCUUUCAAAUUUCAGAAAGGCGAGGAUACUUUACAUAUAGCAAUGAUUUAAAUUGUUUCAAAUAUUAGAAAAAAGUAAUUAUAAUUAUUGCAUAAUACUCUUCAAAUUGGCAAAUGGAUACAUGAAAAUGAUGAAAAUGGAUGAAAUAAGAAAUAAUUUUUUAAAUAUAAUUAUACUUAAAUAGAAUGCGUAUUUCUUACAUUCGCCAAUUUUAUUUUGCAGUGCCCUGCUUUUAAAUUGGCCCGUUUGGAAUUAUGACUAUUUUAAUUUCUUGCAGUUUCUUUAUCAGAUAUGUACAACAACGAUUUUUAAUAUCGUAUCCACUUCAUAAACAGUACGACGCAAUCAAAUAGAGAUACCAUCGCUCUUUGCACUGUGAUCCGAACUCGCGACCCGUCAUUUGGUACAGUUAAAAUCUUUGCGUGUAACGAGAAAAAGUUGAUUGUGUGUCAAUUUUCGAACGAGAAUAUUUAAAAAAAGUGCCUUGAAACGUUAAGACGCGCAGACGGGACCUAAAUUAAAGAAUACAGCAGAAUAAGCUGUAGGUCGGAGUGAGGCCAGGACACUUCUCUAGUUCAUAAGUUCUAUAAGUACUGUAUUAAAAAAUAAUAAAUUUAUAACUGAUAGGGAGAAAAGACGAGAAAGCCUGUUCCUUUGCUCUUUAUAGGAUACGAGCCGUAACUUCUUUGUAACGAACAUUUACCAUACGCAUAUUCUCUCCGUAGUUUUUAUAUAAUGAAUAAAAUAACAAAAUUAUAAAUAAUCGCGCGCAUAGCGGCGACGAGUCUUACGAUAAAAAUCACAUAUACGCUUAAGCCUUGAUAUUGUAUAAACUGAUAAGAAAUAAGAUAACUAUACUGGUGCUUUAAUAUACGGAUGAAGUUUAUAGAAACUUCAUUAUUAAAC
Solenopsis invicta (red fire ant) is the source of this 6214-nucleotide messenger RNA. It is a transcript of the gene msk, whose product is annotated as importin-7. Gene Ontology annotation, biological process: protein import into nucleus. Lineage: Eukaryota; Metazoa; Arthropoda; Insecta; Hymenoptera; Formicidae. Gene Ontology annotation, cellular component: cytosol; nuclear envelope. The transcript is spliced from 19 exons. The record is from RefSeq and is a predicted model, not a curated record. The coding region runs from base 141 to 3314 and encodes 1057 amino acids. Gene Ontology annotation, molecular function: small GTPase binding.